This is a messenger RNA of Peromyscus californicus insignis, 3336 nucleotides long. It is a transcript of the gene Aars2, whose product is annotated as alanyl-tRNA synthetase 2, mitochondrial. The coding region runs from base 157 to 3093 and encodes 978 amino acids. Lineage: Eukaryota; Metazoa; Chordata; Mammalia; Rodentia; Cricetidae. Gene Ontology annotation, biological process: alanyl-tRNA aminoacylation; tRNA modification. The record is from RefSeq and is a predicted model, not a curated record. Gene Ontology annotation, cellular component: mitochondrion; cytoplasm. The transcript is spliced from 22 exons. Gene Ontology annotation, molecular function: ATP binding; alanine-tRNA ligase activity; nucleic acid binding.
GCUGUGGGGAGGGGGAAUGUCCUUGCAGAAUCAUUUCCACCAGAAGCUGAGGCUCGCCCCCGAAGUCUUCCAUCCGCUAGGGGCCGCUGUAGGAAACACUAGGCUUCCUUUCACGCGUCCCUCUUGGACCCUGCGAAGCCAUUGCCCGGAGCUAAGAUGGCGGCGUCGGUGGCUGCUGCCGCCGGGAGGCUGCGGCGAGCCAUCGGGAGGUCGUGCCCAUGGCAGCAGUUCUCAACCGAGUCCCGUCCACCCCACGGAGCGGCCGUGCGGGACGCCUUCCUGAGCUUCUUCCGGGAUCGCCAUGGCCACCGGCUGGUGCCCUCCGCCUCCGUGAGGCCGCGCGGCGACCACAGCCUGCUUUUCGUCAACGCCGGCAUGAACCAGUUCAAACCCAUCUUCCUGGGCACAGUGGAUCCACGAAGUGAGAUGGCAGGCUUCCGACGUGUUGCUAAUAGCCAGAAAUGUGUGAGGGCCGGAGGGCGCCACAAUGACCUGGAGGACGUGGGCCGAGAUCUCUCGCAUCAUACCUUCUUUGAGAUGCUUGGCAAUUGGGCUUUUGGGGGUGAAUAUUUUAAGGAAGAGGCUUGUAGCAUGGCCUGGGAACUGCUGACUCAGGUCUAUGGCAUCCCUGAGGACAGGUUAUGGGUCUCCUACUUUGGUGGUGACUCCAAGACAGGGCUGGACCCAGACCUGGAGACCAGAGACAUCUGGCUUAGCUUGGGAGUGCCUGCCAGCCGCAUGCUUUCCUUCGGACUGCAGGAGAACUUCUGGGAGAUGGGAGACACCGGGCCUUGUGGGCCUUGUACUGAGAUCCACUAUGAUCUGGCUGGGGGAGUGGGAGCCCCCCAGCUGGUAGAGCUUUGGAAUCUGGUCUUCAUGCAGCACAACAGAGAGGCAAAUGGAAACCUGCAGCCGCUGCCCCAGAGACACGUGGACACAGGAAUGGGCCUGGAAAGGCUGGUGGCUGUGCUGCAGGGCAGAUGUUCCACCUAUGACACUGACCUCUUCUCUCCACUGCUCAGCGCCAUACACCAGGGCUGCAGUGUGCCCCCUUACUCUGGCCGGGUAGGGGCAGCAGAUGAGGGACGCAUAGACACGGCGUACCGAGUCAUAGCCGAUCACAUCCGCACGCUCAGUGUCUGCAUUGCCGAUGGUGUCUACCCAGGGAUGUCAGGUGCCCCGCUAGUUCUUCGCCGGAUUCUCCGUCGAGCUGUGCGCUUCUCCACAGAGGUCUUGCGGGCACCGCCUGGCUUUCUAGGCAGCCUGGUGCCAGUGGUGGUGGAGACAUUGGGAGCCGCUUACCCAGAACUUGAGAAGAGCUCAGUCCAGAUAGCCAGCCUGGUGUCCGAGGAUGAGGCAGCCUUCCUGGCCUCCCUGCAGCGAGGCCGUCGGAUCAUCGACCGCACCGUUAAGCGCUUGGGGCCUUCUGAUUUGUUCCCUGCUGAGGUGGCCUGGUCAUUGUCACUGUCUGGAAACCUGGGGAUUCCGCUGGACCUGGUGGAGUUAAUGCUGGAGGAAAAGGGGGUGCAGCUGGAUGCUGCGGGACUGGAAGAGCUAGCCCAGAAGGAGGCUCAGCACCGGGCCCAGCAGGCAGAGCCAGUUCCGGAGGAAGGACUGUGUCUUGAUGUCCACGCACUGGAGGAGCUGCACCGUCAUGGGGUACCCCCAACUGAUGACAGCCCCAAGUAUAACUACUCUCUUCGACCCAACGGGGAAUAUGAAUUUGGCCUCUGUGAGGCCCAAGUACUACAGCUGUAUUCAGAGGAUGGGACGGCUGUGACCUCUGUGGGGGCAGGCCAGCGCUGUGGCCUCCUGUUGGACAGAACCAACUUCUACGCUGAACAAGGGGGCCAGGCUUCAGAUCGUGGCUACUUUGUUCGUACAGGUCAGCAGGAUGUAUUGUUCCCUGUGGCCCGGGCGCAGGUCUGUGGGGGCUUCAUCCUGCAUGAGGCAGUGGCCCCCGAGUGCUUAGAGGUGGGGGAUCGAGUGCAGCUGUAUGUGGACAAGGCCUGGCGAAUGGGAUGCAUGGUGAAGCACACGGCCACCCACCUGCUGAGCUGGGCACUUCGGCAGACCCUCGGACCCACCGCCGAGCAGCGGGGCUCCCAUCUCAACCCUGAGCGGCUGCGCUUCGAUGUGGCCACCCAGGCCCCACUGACCGCAGAGCAGCUCCGGACGGUAGAGAACCACGUGCAGGAGGCUGUGGGGCAGGAUGAGGCCGUGUACAUGGAGGAGGUACCCCUGGCACGCACAGCUCACGUCCCUGGACUCCGCUCACUGGAUGAGGUGUACCCAGACCCCGUGAGGGUAGUGUCGGUGGGUGUUCCUGUGGCCCAGGCACUGGCACCGGCCUCCCAGGCCGCACUGCAGACUUCGGUGGAGCUCUGCUGCGGCACGCACCUGCUACGUACCGGGGCCGUGGGGGACCUGGUGAUCAUUGGGGAUCGGCAGCUGGUCAAGGGCAUCACUCGCCUACUAGCCGUCACUGGGGAGCAGGCCCAACAGGCCCGAGAGGUGGGCCAGAGCCUGUCCCAGGAAGUGGAGGCAGCCAGGGAGCGACUGAGUCGGGGAAUCCGGGACCUGCCAGAGGCUCAUCGGUUAUCUAAGGACAUAGGACGUCUCACUGAGGUCAUAGACUCCGCUGUGGUGCCUCAGUGGCAGCGGCAGGAGCUCCAGACCACACUGAAGAUGCUGCAGCGCCGUGCCAACACCGCCAUCCGGAAACUGGAGAAGGGCCAGAAAAAAUCCCAGGAGCUGUUGAAGCGGCACUCAGAGGGGCCUCUGAUUGUGGACACUGUCUCGGUUGAGUCCCUCUCAGUGCUGGUAAAGGUGGUACGGCAGCUGUGUGAAAAGGCCCCCAGCAUGUCCGUGCUGCUGCUCAGCCCCCAGCCCAGGGGCGGCGUACUCUGUGCCUGCCAGGUGGCCCAGGGUGCCACGCCCACCUUCACAGCAGAAGCCUGGGCACUGGCGGUGUGCAGCCACAUGGGAGGCAAGGCUUGGGGCUCUCGAGUGAUAGCCCAGGGUACUGGACACACUGCUGACCUGGAGGCUGCCCUCGGGACAGCCCGAGCUUACGCACUCAACCAGCUCUGACCAGGCCCACCAGGACCCAAAGGAAUCAGAGGCGAGCAUCUGGAGCCCUCAUGGAGCCUCCUGGCCUUCCUGGAGGCUGGGGCAGAGGACCAGGUGUCUGAGCCGAAGAGGGACACCUGGGCCACUUGACACCAGGAGACUAGAGGAAACAGAAGAGGACUGAGAAGCAGCCACCCCAACAAAUGUGACGACCUGGGCUGUUGUAGCUGAGGGUGCCUAUUAAAGGUAUUUCAUGGGGCUGGA